This is a messenger RNA of Knipowitschia caucasica, 1098 nucleotides long. The record is from the annotation of a GenBank genome assembly. NCBI's taxonomy places the organism in Eukaryota, Metazoa, Chordata, Actinopteri, Gobiiformes, Gobiidae.
AUGAGCAGCAGCGGACCACCGAGAAAAAACCACUACAAUGAAGGCCAGCUCCUCUUACCUCUUCCUUCUGCCCGUGCUCCUGCAGCUUGCUUGUGGGCACUGCGAUUGGCGGGCGACAAACGCAAGCACAACGAGGGCCGCGUGGAGGUCUUCUACGAAGGCCAGUGGGGGACGGUUUGCGACGAUGAUUUCAGUCAGCACGCGGCCCAGGUGGUGUGCAGGGAGCUGGGGUACGUGAAUGCGGUGUCCUGGUCUCCGUCCUCCAAGUACGGCAAAGGGGAAGGGCCCAUCUGGUUCGACAACCUGCACUGCACAGGUCAGGAGAAGACCCUGGCCCAGUGCCCCUCCAACGGCAUUGGGGUGUCGGACUGCAAGCACACCGAAGACGUGGGCGUGGUCUGCAGUGACAAGAGGAUCCCCGGCUUCAAGUUUGUCAACUCUCUGCCCAAUCACGUGGAGAGUCUGGACAUCCAGGUGGAGGAUGUGCGCAUCAAGGCUAUUUUGUCGUCGUACAGGAAGAGGGUGCCAGUUACCGAGGGUUACGUGGAGGUGAAAGAUGGCGGCCGCUGGAAGCAGAUUUGCGACGCGGACUGGACGCAAGACAACAGUCGAGUCAUCUGUGGCAUGUUCGGCUUCCCUGGGGAGCGCAAGUACAACGCCCGUGUCUACAAGAUGUUUGCGCGCAGGAGAAAGCCGUCAUACUGGGACUUCUCUGUGAACUGUACCGGGACAGAGGCCCACCUAUCCAGCUGUAAACUGGGGAGAGCUUCAGCCCCGCUCCUGAAGGCCAACGGGACGUGUACGGGGGGGCUGCCUGUGGUGGUGAGCUGUGUCCCGGGCCGUGCCUUCUCCCCCACACCCAUGAGCGGCUUCAGGAAGGCCUUCAGACAAGAGCAGCCCCUGGUGCGUUUGAGGGGCGGGGCCAUUGUCGGGGAGGGCCGUGUGGAGGUGCUGAAGAACGGAGAGUGGGGGACGAUCUGCGACGACCGCUGGGACCUGAGCUCGGCCAACGUGGUGUGCAGAGAGCUGGGCUUUGGGACGGCUCGAGAGGCCCUCUCUGGGGGUCGGCUGGGACAAGUUAACUGGAUUCAAUCUUAG